Molecule: messenger RNA, 8700 nt
Organism: Porites lobata
Lineage: Eukaryota; Metazoa; Cnidaria; Anthozoa; Scleractinia; Poritidae
Source: the annotation of a GenBank genome assembly
CAGUUCCGUAAUCAGUACGACAAUGAUGUUACAGUCUGGAGCCCACAGGUAAAAUGGUUCCUGAUUAUUAUUAUUAUUAUUAUUAUGUCGCAGUAUGAAACUUUGGAAUGCUGUCCACAUUAUGAGUAGUAUAGGGCGCAUAGCGUAACCUACACCACUUGAGAAGCUAUACUUUGAAGUAAAAAAAGGUCGAUACGAAACCUAAUACAAUCCUAAAAUACAUAGUGAUAUGAAUCUCUCUACUUAAAAAGCCAAUUUAGAAUAUUAUUAAAUUCUGAUACUCUGUAAAACCUUCGCUAUCUCUACUAAAAGCUUAUACAUAGUGAUAUAAAUCUCUCUACUUAAAAAGCCAAUUUAGAAUAUUAUUAAAUUCUGAUACUCUGUAAAACCUUCGCUAUCUCUACUAAAAACAUAUUUAUAAUAAUAUCACACAUUAUUAUUAUUAUUAUUAUUAUUAUUAUUAUUAUUAUUACUAUUAAUCCAAGCAAUCAUCUGGAUAAACUUCAUAUCACUUCAGUCUUCGACAACUGGGAAAAUAAAAAUGAUGUGGGUGAUUAUAGAAGCCAGCCUAUAUAUAUAAAUACACCUCAGUUUAUCUUAGCAAAAUGUGGUUCUCCAGGGUUGUCCAAAUCAUCCAGGUAAUUCCCCAUGAGUAGUUCCAAGUCACAUCAUGAGGCAUCAACAAGACCUUGAACAAUGCCAGCUUUUGAAAACAAGAACAAACAUAAAUGGUCAGAGCAGGUGUCACUUUUAGGGUUUUUAAGCAGAGUUUUGAAGAUCAGAGAUUUUUAGUCUAGAAUAGCACAAUAUUUUGAAGCUUAUCAAUGAAAGGAAGAGGUAACUCUAAAAUGAUAGUAAUUGGCAGUUAGAAGUCUAGAAUAAGCUUACCAAAAAUUAGCUGAACAUGGGGUGGUAGUGACCAUUAAGAAAGUAUAAAAAAAAUCCUCAAAAUCAAUCCAUUCUAAUAACCACCGAUUUUAUUGUAGGGCUACUUAUUGCUAUUGAUUGACGUUUAAUGCCAUGAGUUCAGUAAAACCACAGUACGCAAAUUCUGUGUGUACUAUUGUAAAAUAUUGUUUGUCAUUAGUAAUACUCAUGUGUCAUUUUAGGGCCGCAUACAUCAAAUUGAAUAUGCAAUGGAAGCUGUCAAACAGGUAUGAUUUUUUUUAUCUGUGAAUGACCAAACUAAAGAAUAAGGCCAAUUUAAGUGUUCAUGAUAGGAAAUGUUAUAGUAAGGUAGAAUCAAAGGCCCAAAACAGAUUAGACAACAUGAAGAGGUGUAUUAUUGUCUCCAAGAUGCUUGGAUGUACUUAGGUGUGUAUUUAUUCAUUGGACCUUCGUCACAGUCUUAAUAAAAUGUUUUGCCUUCACCUUUCAUUAAUACUUGAUCAUAUGUUGUGGUUCAACUUUAUCCUUGGUUUAAUUUUUGUUUUCUUUUGUUUAAAACUCAUUAUCAUAAAAUUACUAUUCCCCAAAACAAAAGAAAAUAAAAAUUAAACCAAAGAUCAAAUUGAACCACAACAAUAUAUAUGGUGACGAGAAAAAUGAUAUUAUUGUGGAACUGUGGGCAUGAAAUAGUUACAUAAUAUUUAUUAUAUGUUGUAAGAACAGAAGUGGAAAGUUAGUGAUAUAUAAUUCAAUAUUAUUCAUGAUCAUUAAUAACUACUUAAAUUCACAUUUUAGGGGUUAUAUUUGACAAAAACCCUGUUUACUAAGAAAAAAUGCCACAAGUAGAAGCAAAAUUAACAAGAAAUGCCACACAAAAUCAAAAGAAUGUGGCAUUUUUUGAAGUGUUAUAGAAAACACUUAGCACAACUCAGCAAAAAAGUGAGACGUUGGAACUUUAAACAUCUUUCUGUUUUACAUAAUAUUUACAAAUGAUUUGUUCUAGUAUUGUUCCCUUAAUUUAAAUAUAAUUUUGAAAUAAACAAAUUAUGCCCCUGAAUAACAUUGCAUUUGAAAUGCUGAAAAUUUAAAUAUAAAAUUCUGCAGCUUUAAUUGAUUUGAUAUGUUAUGGGUCAAAUUUAAAUUCAGAUUAAUUUUCUUUACAUAGGUUGAUUCUCAAUUAUUUUCUUUGUCUUCUAGCCCUACAUGUAAGUAUUCAUGAAUAACUAGGGCUAGGAGAUUAAGGAAAUUAAGAAUCAACCCAAGUUAAAAAUUUUAAUCUGAAUUUAAUUUUGACCCAUAACAGAUAGAGUACAACCUGACCAGUUAAGUUUCAUGCAGACUUGAAAUGUUUGUUUUUGUCCAUAGGGAUCAGCCACUGUUGGACUGAAAUCCAAAACUCAUGCAGUUCUCGUGGCAUUAAAGGUGGGUUUACAAAUUUGUCCUGACCACCUUGGGGUAUAAGUUUCUUGAGACUCAAAACUGAUGACAGACUUGAAAUGUUUGUAAUUUUCCAAAAUAGGGAUUUUAUGCCACCUUUUUUGGACUGAAUUUCUAACUAAAACUAAUAACUUGCUGGUAAAAAAGUGCAGCAUCAUCAAAUGAUAGUUUAAUUUUAACUAUUAAGGGGUUAUAUGCUUACCACAUGAUCUUAGAUAGGGGGCAAAAUUACAAAAUAUUAGUCAGUAUUUAGAAGUCCUUUACCAGAGUAAAUCAAACUCUGCUAAUGUAGGCCAGUAUAUAAAACAUCAGCUUUUGAGACUCUUUUUGGUGAAUAACAAACUUAAUCAACUGAUGACAGAUUUGAAAUACAUCAUUGACAAAGUGCAUGUUGAUGAACCUGUAAAAUCCAGGAUGCCUUGUAUUUAUGUUUCUCUUUAAAUUGGAUAACCAUUUAAAUGCUCAAUGCAUUGUGUUAUUUUCUUUUUAGAGGGCAGCAUCAGAGUUAUCUGCUCAUCAAAAGAAGAUCCUGCCAAUUGAUGACCAUGUAGCUGUGUCCAUUGCAGGCCUCACUGCAGAUGCCCGACUUUUAAGGUAAGUUAGUGAUAAAUAAAUAAAUGCAUGCUUACAGGUCUGUGAAUGCAUCUUAUAUAAGUGCAAAGGAAGACUGGAAAAACUUUAUUACAUAUCCUCAUUUCUUUACAUCAGUCAAGUUGUAAUUUUUUUCAUUUCUCAUCUGAUGUUACAGGUCCGCUCAGGUGUGUAGAUUUUGAAAUUUUACUAGCAUAUGAAAUGCUCAACUGUGGGAACUACAUGUUACUGUAACUUUUUUCAUAGCUUUACAAGUGGCAAUGGUGACAAGAAGCCUACUUGGACUUCUUCAGACCUGAGAGAAAUACUUUCAAGAAGAUUUAUUUAACGUAUCUUGCCCAAGAAAGUCUAGCAGUUCUGUCAUAGACAGUAAUUUGUUGGAAAAAUAACCUGAGCAUAUAACAUAUAAAUUUGCCGUUUUUUUAGCUCUAUUUAGUGACUAACUUCCCUGUUUGAAAUACAUUGUCAUUUAUUUUCAGUAAAUUUAUGCGUAGUGAAUGCCUUGACUCCAAAUAUGCAUAUGACAGAAGGCUGCCGAUCUCAAGACUUGUUUCUGCUGUUGGCGACAGUAUCCUUUUUCUGACAUUUACUUCCUUAUUUUAAGUGAAUUUUUUUUAUUAUUUACAAAUGAGUUAAUCCUAAGGGAAAAUCACCAAUGUUGAUCUGUUUAUUUGGGAAUUUAGACUACCCAUUGCAUCUUCAAUACUUCUGUCAAGUUUGAAUGGCCCCUCUCCUUAAAAUUGAACCAAAGUUUUUCUUAACCUCGUUUAUCAGAAAUGCAAAUUCCAACUCAAAGGUAUGGCAGAAGACCUUAUGGAGUCGGCCUUCUUGUUGCUGGAUAUGAUGUAAGUAGGAAAGGUCAAUCAUUGUACGCUGUAUUUUAGGCUAUCAUCUUUCAUACUUGCAGAGUCAGUAAGCUAUGAAAGCUUGUAUUGCAGGUCUAGCAUUUGCAUUUGUGGAUUAAAUCCGCCUGGUAUAAUCAUUCCCCUGAAACCUUUUCAGCAGAAUGUCCAUGCAAUACUGAAUGUAUUAUUUGCAAAAGUAAAAGGAAAUUGAAAUUGGAGAACCUUUGCAGUGAAAGGUUUAUAAAGGUCCUCACAAUUCAGAGUUGAAUGAAGAUUUCUUUUGAAAUGUCUUGAAAUACUACAGCCAGAUAGCAUAUCAUUGUUCCCAAUUCAUUUUACAUCAGUAUGAUUUUUUAGUAAUUGGUAGCUUUGUUGUCUGUACAGUUUACAACUUGUGUAAAGUGAAUUUAAAGAGUGUAAAAAACAGUCAUCUUUCACUCCCUAAUCGAUACGUUUCCUAACAGAAAAGCACCACCCUUCAGGUAGCUUACAAAGACAACACCAUGCAGGUGCUAAAAUGUCCCUUGCCUAAAUAAUGCACUUCAACCCACCUGUAAUUAACUGCCUUGCAGGUCAAAUGUUCCUGGCUUAUUUAUUUCUUAAUGCUCUUCACUAAGAUAUAUCGGUUAUGAAAAUGACAUAAGAAUUAUUGAGUAAAUGUAUCUAGUGGCCUGUUCCAGGCUCCAAGAUGGUCAGGUUCCCAAAAUUGUGUAAACCGAACAUGAAAAUGAAAUGGGAGGAAGCUCAUAUUUUUGUGUACCUUUUACUUACCGGUACACAUUAUCCCUACUAUCGGAGAACGUGGAACAGGCUAGGUAUCUGGGGGAGGUGCUUGUGUUGUGUACAAAAUCCGUCCUCACUUAAAACCAGUGUUAAGCUGGAUUCAGAAUUUCUUUUGUUUCCUAGCACUGUCUUUUUCAUAGGAGACAGAAAGGGUUCUAACCUUGUCUCUAACAUUUCAAGGGAUUUUCUAUAAAAUAGUUGUCUUAUACCUUUUAGGACAUGGGUCCUCACAUCUAUCAGACUUGCCCAUCAGCUAACUUCUUUGACUGUAAAGCAAUGGCUAUUGGUGCCAGAUCACAGGUACAUCAUUAUUAUUAGAUAGUUCUUGUUUUUUGUUUUGAAGUCAUUAUAUCCUAUAAUUAUGGUUCUCUAGCCUGAAAAAACAACCCAGGUGUCGCAAUGCUACCACUGGUCUCUGCGCAAAAUGGUAUCUGAGGAAUGUUUGUAGAAAUUCCUUACUGGUCACGUGUAACUACCCAGAACUGUGUAGUGCUUCUGAUUGGUUGAGUUCCUCAGACAUCAUUUUGCAUGAAAAACAGUGGUGGCAUCCCGAAAUGGUGGCUGUUUUCUCAGGCCAAUGGUUCCUGAGUAUUAAGAAUCAUAUUAAAGUCCAUGAUUGGUGUCAUUGACAAUAUGCAUUAUAAAAUCUACAUAUUGCUAUUUCCAGCUUCAUAAAUGUUGUUUUCUCUGGUUUGUAUUAUAGCGACAGCUGUUUAUUCCCUCAUUUUAAGAAUUUUUCAUGGGAAUGGUAAACAAUUUGGAGCUGAACCCUUGAAUAUUUUUAGUUUAACUUCUCUCCUCUUUGGAAAUACCACUUAUAUUUGUUAGAACUCCUCCCCCCACGGCUACAAGACAGUGUAUGAAUUUCCAUUCAGCUCCUACAAUAGUUUUGGCAAAUGAUUCAGAAAACAAAAAUUCAGUGCCUGUAAUGUUCUGUCGUCAUAAUGUUAAUAUUAUGUAAACGCCAAAUUAUGAAAUACCAGGUGAGCGUUCUCGUGAAAACAUGGUAUCUUCACAUGUAAAAAUAGCAUGUUAUCUUCAGACGUGAAAUAUCACCAUUGCUGUGGCUACAUGGAGAAACGAAAUUUCUCUUCUCUUGUAGAAAAAAUAUUUCACUCGAAUCUCAGUGCGGCUAUGUAAUAUCCUUAUGUCUCCCAUCCCCUAUGUCUGUAGUAUAAUUUCUUACCAAAUACUGAAUUUGUUUGCAGUCUGCAAGAACAUAUCUUGAAAGACACUUAGAAGAAUUUCCAGACUGUAAGUGUGUCAUGUUUUACAGUCACUAAAGUUUGUUUAGAAUUUAAGGUCAUUACUCAGUAUUAUUGCAAUUCUAUGUAAGAAAUGCCUUUUACCUUCUAAUGAUUAUGUGACUUAAUGAAACAACCAAACUACCAGUAAGUAAUGCAGUUACUAGCUGUAUAGUUGAGGGAUGCCAAAUAUAAUAGCAGGAUGAUGGAGUACAAUACUAGAUUAAUAUUUUAUUUUGUCUAGAGAGUAUUAUUGCAGUUAGUGAGAGCCUCUUAGGGGGGUAUAUAUGUCCCUAGUCUGAAUUUCAAAUAUAUUAUGGUCAUUUCACGUUUUAAGGAGCAGGCCAUGUCCCUGUUGGUAUUUAACCCAUCCUUAUAUCAUUUGUAUCCAUUUCAUCUCAUUUCAUUUCCAAAGGUGAACCAGAAGAGCUAAUUAAACAUGGUUUACGAGCCUUGAGAGAAACACUUCCUAAUGAACAGGAGCUGACAACAAAGGUAUGUUUGGCAUCUGUUAACGUACAAGCAUUGUCAUUUUGGUACUGAUUUUUUUUAAAUUUACAGUCAAACCAGGUCAAGCGUUCCCGUCGCUAACGAACUAAUGAAUUCAUUCACGGAAAAAUGAUUUCGUUUGUUGAUUCAAUAAUCCAUUCAUAAAAUGAACAAUCCAAUAGUCAUAUUUAGCCUCGAUUCCAUAAUCGAAUGUUGAUUCGAUUACUGUUUUUUGAAAAAUUACACUUUCCACAAGUUGACCUCAGAAUUUUUUUUUUCCUUUUUUUUUCUGAGAGUCGAGUGCUGGCGAGUUCUGAAGUUCAAACCCAAAUAAACUGUUACAUGUACGCCAGUUUGCUGCCAAUAAUCAGUGCAACAGACCUAGGCCUGACCUCUUAGAAAACACGACGGUCAAACUGAGGUCAGUGUAUGUGCAGUGAUUGGUGGAUUUCGAUCCUCGGCCUUUGUCAGUUUCUUUGCGUUUGCGGUCUGUCUAUUCUAGCUGUUAUUUUGAUUAAAGGCAAUGAAAAACGCAAUCGUAAACGGCAGGAAAAGGGAAGCAAAUACGAUUGAACACAACAGACAAGAAUAAAGAACAGGUAGAUUUUAUCAUAAACCAAAUCAACAUUUGAUUAUUGAAUCAAGGUACAAUUUGACCGUUGGAUUAUUCAUUUUAUGAAUGGAUUAUUGAAUCAACAAACGAAAUCAUUUUUCCAUUAAUGAAUUCAUUAGUUUGUUAGCGACGGGAACGCUUGACCUGGUUUGACUGUAAUGUCUGUCUCUUGGGUAGCUACGCAGAUCUCCUUGACAUUGUUUUCUCUCCUGUUCUAGUUCAGUUUUAGUGGAGCAUGUCUGUGCCAAACAAAAAUGUGCUUGAAAAAUAAUUGCAGCGUUUCCCUAUGAUGUCUGCAUGUACAUAUGCCCCCCAUUAAAGAUCUCCUUGACCUUGUUUUUUCGCCUGUUCUAGUUCAGUUUUAGUGGAGCAUGUUCAUGGGCACAGUCUGUGCCAAACGAAAAUGUGCUCGAAAAAUUGCAGCAUAUCCCUAUGAUGUCUGCAUGUACAUAUGGACCCCAUUUAACCCAGAAACUGGAAUCCUAGUGAAGACUGUGGUUUUUUUAAAGAUACAUGUACCAUGCGCCUGUCAUAAUGUUGUUUUUGUCACUGAAUGUUAUGUUUUAAAUGUUCACUUUAGGCUUGUCAUAAAAUAUAUUUAUUUUACUACAAUAUUUAAAAAUGGUUGAAUGGAAAACAAAGAAAUCAGUUUUUUCAUACGUCUUUGGUUUAUUGUAGAAUUGUGCUAUUGCUCUAGUUGGAAAGGGACAAGACCUUGUUAUAUACAGUGAUGAAGCAGUUUCUCCCUAUGUAUCCUUUUCAACUAUAUUGCUUCUUUAACAGGCACUGAUUGUUGGUGACUUUCAGCUAGAAUAGAUAUUGGGAUGCUCUUAAGACUGUAGUUGAAUACUCAGGGCUGUGCUCUAGCAGCGCGUGGUGGCCCCUGGCGCCUAACUUUUGCUCUCGGUCGACUAGGAAAUCUUAGUUUUUUGAUACAAAUCAUAUGCUAUGCACCCUAGAUUUUACAGUUUCAGAGCACUGGGCUCCCUUCAAUUUUCCUUAGAGCACAGCCUUGAUACUGUAGGAGAAAGGGCUUUGGGAAUUUUAGGCUCACAAGAAUAUGUAUGGUGGGUUCAUUCUGUCUUCUUUUCAGUCUUUCUUUGGGAACUAAAGAUUUAUUACAAGUUUUCUUGCUGAAUAAAAAGAACAACUGCACUGAAAAAAAGAAAAUAGAAAACAUGUAAUGCUUCCCUUACAAGAAGUUUCCUUAUAUUUCCUGUUGGGGUGGGGGUUGGGGGAAGAAACUUAGAUUAAGAUCCCCCUCCCCUCACCCUCACGAAAUAUCACUUAAGCUUUAUGUUUUCCUUGAAAUGUUGUGGCUUUUGAUUGACCACCCUCCCCUCCUCGUUGGAAGACAAGAAAAUUACAUUUUCCCUUUAAGGCCCAAGAGUGACCAAAGUCAAUUUUCUCCCAACAAAAUCAAUACAUAAUCAAGUGAGAAUUAAAUAAUCACCUGAUGGGGAAAGCUUUGAUAUACAAGCAAAUUCUCUCAACCGUUCUUUAAGGAAAUGUAUGGAGAUCAGUCUGGAGAAUUUGUAUUUGGAUAUUGGGGCUGGAAGGGUUAAUAAUAAUUAUUUUCUCACCAUGACACAAGAGAGAACAAACAAGAACUAAGUAAGUGAAAAGAAGGGUGUUUACUAAAUGUGGCUUGCAUCUGUAAAAGAAAUUGUGUUAACUGGAAAACGGUAAUAUUAAACCACAAAAAUUAUUUUGAUUUCUUAAAAGUUAUGUUGACCUUAAUUUGCUGUAGUUGGCUGGAAUUGAUCAAACAAAGAGGCGGCGAGGAGAUGAGGUAAAGAUCACCACAUAA